Naegleria fowleri is the source of this 465-nucleotide messenger RNA. RefSeq lists its product as uncharacterized. The transcript has a single exon. The coding region runs from base 1 to 465 and encodes 154 amino acids. NCBI's taxonomy places the organism in Eukaryota, Heterolobosea, Eutetramitea, Acrasida, Naegleriidae. The record is from RefSeq and is a predicted model, not a curated record.
AUGAACAUCAGAAUUGACUCUUGCAUGCUCCACAGCCUGGAAAGACGUUUGGAAAGAAUUGAACAACAAGCGAAUUACAUUUCAGCUACCCUCAAACAAUUAAACGCCAAACUUAAUGAAUAUAUACGAAAUGAAGAGAACAGAAAUUGCGAAGAAAAGGCACGGAAGCCAUUAGAUCAUUCGCAUCACUUGUUACAAUCUUUACAACAUCAUCUAUGUGACGCAAUCACCUUUAGAGAAAAUCCAUCAGUUGAGAAAACUAACGAUCCACCAGUUGAGAAAGAUGAGAAUACAUUAUCAACAUUGAAUCAACCAACUCCAUCAAAACAAGAAAAAGAAUACAAGCCAAAGAACAAACCUCGCAAAACAAGAAGGACCACACAAGCUAAAAAACAAUCAUCCACCGACAAAGCCAAGCCAAAAAGAAAAAACAAAGCAAAAGAACAAACUUCACGAUCAUACUAA